GAUGACUCGUGAAACUUAUUAACCUCUCCUUCUCUCGGUUGCAGGAUAUAUAUAUAUAUAUAUAUAUAUAUAAAUAGAACAAAAAGAGUGAGAUCAUGCACUCUCUAAAGACGACUACUUGCGCUGGGCAAAUAUUUGCUCUAGCUAAGCCGCACGAUUCUCUAGGCAAGAGGACUCGUAAUCGGAUUCCCAAGGAGGAGAGAAAGGCACUGGUGGAAUCUUUCAUUAAGAAGCAUCAAAACCUAAACAAUGGGAGUUUUCCUUCGCUUAGCCUCACACACAAGGAGGUGGGUGGAUCUUUCUACACUAUAAGGGAGAUUGUCAGAGAGAUAAUCCAAGAAAAUAGAGUCCUUGGUACUAGUGACCUGAUUCUUGAAGGCAAAUCGCAAGUUCAAAGUCUGUCAAGUUCAACAUUGAUGGAUCCUGUGCCUCCUUUAUCUUUGUCCCCAGACGGAUUCCAUUCUGCAUCAGAUCAAAGUAAUAAUUUUUCUUUCGAGGCUGUGAAGACUAAGUCACCUGAAAACGGUGAAAACAUCAACGGUAGCCAGGCUAGCGAGGAAGUGAAUGGACAUCAACAUAACAUAGAAGACAUAGGGCUGCUCGUACAUGAGCCAGUGCCAUCUACUGAUGUAUCUGGGACUCAGUUUGCAGCAUCUUGCAGUGAAGAGAAUGAUACCAAGCAUGAUGCAGGGCUGCAUGAUAGGGUGCAGACAGUUAGUAAUAGUUUUGCCUCCAAACCUCAUGAUAAAGAAAUCGAGGUGGAGAAGAAAGACAGAGGAUUCGAGGAAAUACCCUUCUUUGAGUCAGAAGGCACAAAACCUGUUAACGAUGACAAAAGAGUGAAUGAUGCUGGAGCAGUGAUGACCGAAAUGGUGAUUGUGACGAAGAAUACUUUAGACACAGUUGAUUUGCCAGCAGAAACGUUUCCAUCAGGAUCUGUGACUUCAACGAUGGAGUCAUCGGAUUUACAGCCUAGCGAGUUGGUUAACGUUUGUGAGGGUGGGAAUGGAGCUGUGGCAAAGGUGGAAACUGAUAGCAGCACCGUAACUUCAGUUGAUCUGGGAGAGAUUUCUUCAUCCACUUUUGUUGUACCUGAAAAACAGGGGACAGAAGUCAUUGUUGGUCAAAUGCCAGAUCCUGUCUCUGUUCCUACGGAAAAGAAAGUUGAAGAGAAAAUUGUAAAUCCUGCUUCAGUAGAUGUUGAAUGUGCUUCAGUAGAUGUUGAAUGUGCUGAUACUAAAGGGACGGUGGUUGCGAAUCCUGUGAUUGGCAACAUCCAGGAGACUAAUGGAAGUUUGACAACUGAACAGAAAAUGCCUACAUCUGGCACUGAGUCUGGAAGUUGUAAGAACGACAUAGCCAAAUUGGACACUACGAGUAGCCAUGCUAGGAAUGAAGUCGCAAGUGUAGAGAAGGCAAUCAUGGAAAAGGGGAAACUUGAUGCGUCGGAUAGUUCCAGCUCUCAGAAAGGAAACAUUGCGCCGUUAAACAGAAUCAAACCCGAAUCGUGGAAAGGGCAAUCUAAUGCUGCAGGACAAGAAACAAAUCCCCUUCUGGCGGUUCUGAAAUCGUUUUUGACAGCCUUUGUGAAGUUUUGGACCGAGGAAUAAUAUGUUGUAGAGAUAUGUUGGUUGAGUUUUAGCAGUUUUCAUCAGAGAGAGUUAGUAAGGUUAAAAAGAGAUAUGGUUUGAAAUGUGCUGUACAAUUUUUGUGUUGUAUGUUAUGGUUAAAUGUAGUUGAAUCAUAUGUUUAAAAGUAGUUGAAUCAGAGAUGAAACAGUAAAAUUCUGAGGAUAAUCCUCUCAA
Molecule: messenger RNA, 1805 nt
Organism: Eutrema salsugineum
Lineage: Eukaryota; Viridiplantae; Streptophyta; Magnoliopsida; Brassicales; Brassicaceae
Exons: 5
Coding region: 96-1610 (504 amino acids)
Source: RefSeq, a predicted model, not a curated record